Messenger RNA from Pteropus alecto (black flying fox), 3638 nucleotides. RefSeq names its product integrin subunit beta 7 (gene ITGB7). Gene Ontology annotation, molecular function: integrin binding. The transcript is spliced from 15 exons. The record is from RefSeq and is a predicted model, not a curated record. Lineage: Eukaryota; Metazoa; Chordata; Mammalia; Chiroptera; Pteropodidae. Gene Ontology annotation, biological process: integrin-mediated signaling pathway; cell adhesion mediated by integrin; cell-matrix adhesion. Bases 1006 to 3402 code for a protein of 798 amino acids. Gene Ontology annotation, cellular component: integrin complex; focal adhesion; cell surface.
AGUAUGAGCCAGGGGUGAAUGUUUUCCACAACCCUGUCUCCUAACAGGCUUCAUCCCUGCUCCAGCUCCAGCUGCCAUUCUGUACUCUGCUUCUCCCAGGUGGCCUCCAUCCCUUUCCCAGGCUCCAUCCACUUCUGUUUUGGCUCCUUGGCCCCAGUCUCAUUCUGUGAGCCUGGCCCUGUGCCUUUCUCUCCAGCUUCUCAGCUAUCUGGACCUUGAAUUUCUCAAAGCUUCUACUUUUCACCUCCAUUAUACCUCAUCCAUUGAUUCUCUCUUCAAGCCCUUAGUAUGUGCCAUGUUCUCUUCUAAGCAAUAGAUAUGAAUUGUCUCGUUUAAUUCUCACAACAAUCCUGUGAGCUCUGUUUGACAGAUGAGAAAACAGCCAUAGAAAGAGUAAGUAAUUUACUUAAAGUCCCACUAUUAGUAAGUGAUAGAACCAGGAUUUGAACUUGGGCAGUUAAGCACCCACUAUAAUACAGUGGACACUGGGUUUUCAAAAUGAACAAUGGUUACUACCCCUCUCUACACUACUUACUACCUCCACAUUUUUUCCUAUCAUGUUCCUGUAUGAGGAAGUAGAUCAUCAACUGGGAGGCAGAUAGACCUGGAUUUAAAUCCCAGACCAGUCAAUUGCUAGCUAUGUGACCUUAGGCAAAGAUUUUUACUUCUUACCUUUAAGUCUCAACAUCUGUAAAACUAGGGGACUGGGGAGAUAUUGACACCUAUGUCAGGAGGUUUUUGUGAGGAUUAAUUAUAACAACAUGAUAUACUCAACACCUGUUGUUAGGUGUUCAACAGAUUAGCUUCCUUGCUUGCUUCUUCCAAAUCUCUGUUAUCAACUCCCUUGGCCCAGUUCCACCCUUGUCUGCUCCACUUUCUAGAUCAGUCACCCCCUCCAAGUUCCCCCCACCCCGGGCGUGUCACUUCCUCCUCUGUAGCCUCUCAGAUCAGUACACAAAGGCUGCUGCUGCGGAUGGAGGAAAGGCUGCUCUGCUCGCACCUACCAUGGUGGCUUUGUCAAUGGUCCUUGUUUUCCUGCUGUUCCUGAGCAGAAGUGGGAGUGAGUUGGACACCAAGAUCUCAUCCCCAGGGGAGGCCACAGAAUGGGGGGAUCCUGAUCUGUCCCUGCCGGGGUCCUGCCAGCCAGCCCCCUCCUGCCAGAAGUGCAUCCUCUCACAUCCAAGCUGUGCAUGGUGCAAGCAACUGAACUUCACAGCGUCGGGGGAGGCAGAGGCACGGCGCUGCGCCCGGAGAGAGGAGCUGCUGGCUCGGGGCUGCCCCGUGGGGGAGCUGGAGGAACCCCAAGGCUGGCAGGAGGUGCUUCAGGAUGAGCCACUCAGCCAGGGUGCCCGUGGCGAAGGGGCCACCCAGCUGGCGCCGCAACGGGUGCGGGUCACGCUGCGGCCAGGGGAACCCCAGCAGCUCCAGGUCCGCUUCCUUCGUGCUGAGGGAUACCCUGUGGACCUGUACUACCUUAUGGACCUGAGCUAUUCCAUGAAGGAUGACCUGGAGUUCGUGCGCCAACUCGGGCACGCCCUGCUGGUGCGACUGCAGGAGGUCACACAUUCUGUGCGCAUUGGCUUUGGCUCCUUUGUGGACAAAACGGUGCUGCCCUUUGUGAGCACAGUGCCCUCCAAGCUUCGCCACCCCUGCCCCACCCGGAUGGAGCGCUGCCAGCCACCCUUCAGCUUUCACCAUGUGCUGUCCCUGACUGGGGAUGCUAAGGCCUUUGAGCGGGAGGUGGGGCGCCAGAGUGUGUCCGGCAACCUGGACUCACCUGAGGGUGGCUUUGAUGCCAUUCUGCAGGCUGCACUCUGCCAGGAACAGAUUGGCUGGAGAAAUGUGUCCCGGCUGCUGGUGUUCACUUCAGAUGACACAUUCCACACAGCUGGGGAUGGGAAGUUGGGUGGCAUUUUCAUGCCCAGUGAUGGGCACUGCCACUUGGACAGCAAUGGCCUCUACAGUCGCAGCCCAGAGUUUGACUACCCCUCUGUGGGUCAGGUAGCCCAGGCUCUCUCUGCAGCAAACAUCCAGCCCAUCUUUGCUGUCACCAGUGCCACACUGCCUGUCUACCAGGAGCUGAGUAAGCUGAUCCCUAAGUCUGCAGUGGGGGAGCUGAGUGAGAACUCCAGCAAUGUGGUGCAGCUCAUCAUGGACGCUUAUAACAGCCUGUCAUCCACUGUGACUCUCGAACACUCUCCACUCCCUCCUGGUGUCCGCAUCUCUUACGAAUCUCAGUGUGGGGGUCCUGAGAAGAGGGAUGGUGCGGCUGGGGACCGAGGCCAGUGCAACAAUGUCCGAAUCAACCAGAUGGUGAAUUUUUUGGUUACUCUCCAAGCUACCCACUGCCUCCAAGAGCCCCAUCUUCUGAGGUUACGAGCCCUUGGCUUCUCAGAGGAGCUGACUGUGGAGUUGCACACACUGUGUGAUUGUAAUUGUAGUGACACUCAGCUCCAGGCUCCCCACUGCAGUGAUGGCCAGGGACACCUACAAUGCGGGGUGUGCAGUUGUGCCCCCGGCCGCCUGGGUCGAUUCUGUGAGUGCUCUGAAGCUGAGCUCUCCUCCUUGGAUCUGGAAUCUGGGUGCCGAGCCCCCAAUGGGACAGGGCCCCUGUGCAGUGGGAAAGGACAGUGCCAGUGUGGACGCUGCAGCUGCAGUGGACAGAGCUCUGGGCACCUGUGCGAGUGUGAUGAUGCCAGCUGUGAGAGACAUGAAGGCAUCCUCUGUGGAGGCUUUGGCCGCUGCCAAUGUGGAGUGUGUCACUGUCACGCCAACCGCACGGGCAGAGCGUGUGAAUGCAGUGGGGACAUAGAUGGCUGUGUCAGUCCCGAAGGAGGGCUCUGCAAUGGGCAUGGACACUGCAAAUGCAACCGCUGCCAGUGCUUGGAUGGCUACUAUGGUGCCCUAUGUGAUCAGUGCCCAGGCUGCAAGACACCAUGUGAGACACACAGGGACUGUGCAGAGUGUGGGGCCUUUGAAACUGGUCCCCUGGCUACCAACUGCAGCAUGGCUUGUGCUCAUGCCAACGUGACUCUGGCUCUGGCUCCUAUCCUGGAUGAUGGCUGGUGCAAAGAGAGGACCCUGGACAACCAGCUGCUGUUCUUCCUGAUAGAGGAUGAAGCUGGAGGCAGGGUCGUGCUGAGAGUGAGACCCCGAGAGAAGGGAGCAGACCACACCCAGGCCAUUGUGAUAGGUUGUGUGGGGGGCAUUGUGGCAGUAGGACUGGGGCUGGUCCUGGCUUACCGGCUCUCAGUAGAAAUCUAUGACCGUCGAGAAUACAAUCGCUUUGAGAAGGAACGGCAGCAGCUCAACUGGAAGCAGGACAGCAAUCCUCUCUACAAAAGUGCCAUCACGACCACUGUCAAUCCUCGCUUUCAAGAGACAGAGAGUCCCCUUCUCUGAAGGGGGUAAGGAUACUUACCCUAGGGCUCUUCUCACUGGGGAGAUGGUGGGAAACGUGGGGGGAGGGUCUGUCAGGUAGUGGCUGGGUAGGAGACUAAUCCAGUGCUGGAGUGGUCACUACCUACUCUGUUCUCAGUGACACCCAAGAGGGUUGCCUCCUGUUGCAACUUUGUUUCCCUACCUCACAAGGAGUGGGGUUUACCCCAUCCAUGUAUACAAUAAAGUCUAACUUUCAA